Oldenlandia corymbosa var. corymbosa is the source of this 1974-nucleotide messenger RNA. The record is from the annotation of a GenBank genome assembly. Lineage: Eukaryota; Viridiplantae; Streptophyta; Magnoliopsida; Gentianales; Rubiaceae.
AUGGGUUCCAAGGUGGCAACUUACCUUGCCCUAUUUCUUCUUCUUAACCUUAUAGUUUUCACUCUAGUAAGUGCACGUUUGGAGUCAGAUGACCCAAAGCACAAACACAAGCCCAAGCAUCGUCAUAAGCAUAAGAAGCAUCACCACCAAUCUCCCCCACCACCUCCGCCUCUACCUCCCCCUCCGCCUCCUCCACCUCCACCUCCACCAAAGCAUAAAUCUCCUCCGCCGCCUCCUCCCAAACAUAAACCUCCACCGCCACCUCCUCCAAAGCAUAAAUCUCCUCCGCCGCCUCCUCCCAAACAUAAACCUCCACCGCCACCUCCUCCAAAGCAUAAAUCUCCUCCGCCGCCUCCUCCCAAACAUAAAUCUCCACCGCCACCUCCUCCAAAGCAUAAAUCUCCUCCGCCGCCUCCUCCCAAACAUAAAUCUCCACCGCCACCUCCAAAGCAUAAAUCUCCUCCGCCGCCUCCUCCCAAACAUAAGUCUCCACCGCCACCUCCAAAACAUAAAUGUCCACCAUCUCCACCUCCCCCUACACCAGUAACUCCUCCUCCGCCACCUCCUAAAACUCCUCCUCCCCCUCCUCCCACACCUAUAAUUCCUCCACCACCACCGCCGACAACUCCUCCUCCACCUCCUACACCAGUUACCCCUCCUCCGCCACCUCCAAAAACUCCUCCUCCCCCUCCUCCUACACCAGUAACCCCUCCUCCCCCACCCCCCUAUACACCCCCCCCUCCACCACCUACACCUGUAACUCCUCCGCCACCUCCACCACCACCUCCUACGCCAGCCAAUCCUCCACCUCCCCCUCCUCCUACACCAGUAACCCCUCCUCCCCCACCCCCCUAUACACCUCCCCCUCCACCACCUACACCUGUAACUCCUCCGCCACCUCCACCACCACCUCCACCACCACCUCCUACGCCAGCCAAUCCUCCACCUCCCCCUCCUCCUACACCAGUAACCCCUCCUCCCCCACCCCCUAUACACCUCCCCCUCCACCACCUACACCUCCAAUCCUCCACCUCCCCCUCCUACUCCGGUAACUCCUCCACCGCCACCACCUACACCUGUCACUCCUCCACCGCCACCUCCUACACCUGCCAAUCCUCCACCUCCCCCACCUACUCCGGUAACUCCUCCACCGCCACCACCUACACCUGUAACUCCACCACCACCUCCUACACCGGCAAAUCCUCCACCUUCCCCUCCUACUCCGGUAACUCCUCCACCACCACCCCCACCAACUCCAUCGCCGCCACCUCCUCCUGCAACCCCUCCACCGCCGCCUCCGAUGACUUGUCCAGCGGAUCCGUCAGAUUUCAAACCAUGUGAACGAGUCAUUUUAUCGCCUGCUGAACCAAGAGGUCCAUGCUGCUAUAUUUUUAGUGGGCUUUCAGACCUUGAUGCAGCCAACUGCCUUUGCACCGCUGCAGACAACGGAGCUUUUAAAAAUGUUAACAUUCCACAUGACGGAAAUGAACCUUAUGUGAUUACGCUCUUCGGUCAGUGUUCAAGGACAUAUCCAAAGGGAUUCUUUUGCAAUAGUAUUAGAGCUUGAUUUUCCAUUAUUCGCCUCAGUUUUUUUUUCCCCACAAAUUUGGUUGUCUUUAUUUCAAUUUUAUUCAAAGGUGCAGAAUCCAAACUUAUUAAAAUGAAGAAAGCAGAGUUCUCUUGCAUCCUCAUUCGAAUAAUGAGACCAAAUUUUCGAAAGGAAUGUUUAUAUAUGUACCUUUUGAAGCUUCAUCUGGAAAGGGAUGUUUUUGGGUUAGACAUUAAUAUUGUAUAUCUAGAUCUUCUGCAUGCAUGCAGACGGAUUGGAGUGAAAAAGACCUAGUUAUGUGUUUUCAAGUUUAUUUGUUUCUUUUAUUGUGUUAAAAACAUACAGUUUUCAUCUUUAAGUUUUAAUUGCAAACUAAUCUUUCUUUAUCAAGAGAUAAGGCUUGUGUUAUUCCCUGUGUUUUAUUA